AUGAAAGCAAGCCGACAUCUCCUCCGCUCCACGCGACCAACCCUCCUCUUUCGCCGACCAUGUCCCUCUCCCCUGCAACGUCUAGCUAUCCCUGCUUCCACAUCUCUCACCUCAGUCUCUCACCAACAAGCAUGUUUCUCCACCACCCUCUACAGACCCAAGGGACUGCAACCCGGCAGCAGUGACCCAGACCCGCCCAAGACCGAACCUUCACAUGGCAACACAUCAGGCGCUGCUCAGAUCUCGGAUUCCGAAUACCAUGAGAUUGCGGACCAAUAUCUCAACACGCUUGUGCUAGCUAUGGAAGAGCUUGCCGAGAGCAGCUCAGAGGGCAUAGAGGCGGAAUUCUCGGCCGGUGUACUCACAAUCACCCACCCCAAGCACGGCACCUACGUGAUUAACAAGCAGCCGCCGAACAAACAAAUCUGGCUGUCCUCCCCAAUCUCCGGCCCCAAGCGCUACGACUGGGUCGUCCCCGGCGACUCGCAGCAGGAGAAGGCCGACUCGACCGUCGACCUGGGCGACGAUGGCCAGAGCGGCGGCAAGUGGAUCUAUUUACGAGACAGGAGCAGUCUGAGCGACCUGCUCAAGAAGGAGUUGGGCGUGGAGCUCCGACACGGCGGCGAAGGCGAGAGCGAUGUGAACGAGGGUCGCGAAGGGCCGGCAAAGAGUGGAGCCAGCACUGCACCAUAG
Fonsecaea pedrosoi CBS 271.37 is the source of this 693-nucleotide messenger RNA. Its product is annotated as iron donor protein CyaY. Bases 1 to 693 code for a protein of 230 amino acids. The transcript has 2 exons. Gene Ontology annotation, molecular function: iron chaperone activity; ferrous iron binding; 2 iron, 2 sulfur cluster binding. The record is from RefSeq and is a predicted model, not a curated record. Gene Ontology annotation, cellular component: mitochondrion. Gene Ontology annotation, biological process: iron incorporation into metallo-sulfur cluster; intracellular iron ion homeostasis. Lineage: Eukaryota; Fungi; Ascomycota; Eurotiomycetes; Chaetothyriales; Herpotrichiellaceae.